AUGGCGACUAGAAAGCUUAUUCGAGAUUUACUGAUCACAAAGCAGCCUUUUUUACGGCAAUUGUUGCACCAACGACUUGUGAGAGCAAACGUAAGAUCAGAGUUUCUUCCGGCUAUUGGGUAUGCGAGUCAUCGCCAGUUCAGCAUUUUAAGCGACUUCUCCAAGAAUAUUGAAGCUGAUAGCAAUUCUGAAUUUGAAAGAAGAGUAAAGGAGCUGAAGGAAAGAGCUGAAGAGUUGAAAGGUGUAAAAGAGGACCUGAAAGUUAGAACGAAACAAACGACUGAGCAGCUGUACAAUCAAGUUGAUGGUGUGUGGAAUGAGGCUGAAGCUGCGGCCCAAAAGGUCUCUUCUAAUGUGAUAGACAAGCUUUCAGCGGCAACAGAAGAGGUCAAGGAGUCAUUCAAGCUCGGAAAAGAAGAGAAUGCAGAGUCAGUAAGUUCAUCAGGCACAGGAACCUCUGAAGCAGAACAACAGCAGCUGCAGCAAUCAGGUUCUACAGAGGAACUACCUACAUUUUUUGAGAAAUUAAAGUCAAGUAUUUCUUCUCCAAAGGUAUCCGAGGCAUUUUACAAGCUCAAGGAAGCCAAAGCACUUGACUUUGUAAAGAAGGGACUUGACAUUGUGAAGAAUGAAUUGUGUGGAAACCCAUCUAGAAGGAAGUUCCUGCAAUGUACACCCCCCCCGCCUUUCACAGGUGAGAGAAGUACAAGAACAGAGAUGGUGGCUACGGCACUAAAACAGUCUAAGUGGGAAUCCUUUAAAGAAAAGAUGCAAAGUUAUCCAAUAUAUAAAUGUAUAAGCAGGAUGAGUGAGCCUGUUGUGAACAAGAGCCAAGAGAUUGCAGAAGAUGUGAUGGAAAUAUGGGAAACUAGUGAUAAUCCGAUUGUUCACAAGAUUCAAGACAUGAAUGAGAUAUUCUUGGAGGAAACAGAUUCUGCAUCAGCUUACGAAGAGAUUUACGGGAGAGAUCCAUCCUUCUCCUUGCAAGAUUUUGCUGCAGAAGUUGAGGAAGCCAUCAGACUAGUCUUGGAUGCAUACAGUAAGGGAGAUGUUGAGACCUUGAAGAAGUAUUGCAGCAAGGAAGUGAUUGAACGGUGCCCGGGAGAGCUCACAUAUUACCAAAGUCAUGGUAUCUUUUUCGACAACAAGCUACUGCAUGUAUCUGAAGUUAGUAUUCAAGAGUCAAAGAUGAUGGGAACUUCCCCAGUAAUACUCGUCUGGUUCCAAACGCAAGAAAUCUACUGCGUUCGAGACAAGAAUGGAGAAAUCCAAGAUGGAGGCCAGGACACGAUACACACGGUGUACCACGAAUGGGCAAUGCAACAAGUGGAGGCAGCAGAGUUAGACGAAGAUGCUCUUUAUCCCAUUUGGAGGCUCAGAGAGAUGCUGAGAGAUGAUGUUCAAGCUCUCAUUUAA
This is a messenger RNA of Capsella rubella, 1416 nucleotides long. RefSeq names its product mitochondrial import inner membrane translocase subunit TIM44-1. The record is from RefSeq and is a predicted model, not a curated record. Gene Ontology annotation, cellular component: mitochondrial inner membrane. Gene Ontology annotation, biological process: protein import into mitochondrial matrix. NCBI's taxonomy places the organism in Eukaryota, Viridiplantae, Streptophyta, Magnoliopsida, Brassicales, Brassicaceae. The coding region runs from base 1 to 1416 and encodes 471 amino acids. Gene Ontology annotation, molecular function: protein-folding chaperone binding. The transcript is spliced from 14 exons.